AUGGGUAACCUCCUGGACUACUCUGCCGUCUCCUCCGCUCUCCCGUCUCCUUCCGUCACCUGGUCACAGCACACGUUGCCCGUCACUUCAGUGGUGGUCGGGGCAGGAGGAUGCGAAGCUCGCGUGUGCUCCUCCUCUCUCGAUAAGACUGUCAGGAUUUUCCAUAUCCCCACUGGUUCUUCCUUAGCCGCCAUCUCUUUGCCCUGUCCUAUCAACACCAUCGCCCUCCACCCCUGCGACUCGUUUCUCUACUGCGGCGGUGUGGAUAGGAGUCAGGGGAGGAAUGGGAGGGCAGAGGACAGGCAGGGACCUGCGUGUUCCCUUGCAAGUCAUCAGCACGAGAGUCUUCCAUUGGAGAUUCCAACGGAGGUGGGAGUGGCUGCCGCCUCCUCCUCCUCGUACUCGGGUAGCAGCUCCGAGUGGAAGGAGCUUGCCAUGUCUAUGCACAAGUUCGUGGUCGGUCGGCUGCUGGAUUCGAGCAGCGAAGAAGUGUAG
This is a messenger RNA of Guillardia theta CCMP2712, 495 nucleotides long. RefSeq lists its product as hypothetical. The record is from RefSeq and is a predicted model, not a curated record. The transcript has 5 exons. Gene Ontology annotation, molecular function: protein binding. Lineage: Eukaryota; Cryptophyceae; Pyrenomonadales; Geminigeraceae. Gene Ontology annotation, biological process: rRNA processing; DNA-templated DNA replication. The coding region runs from base 1 to 495 and encodes 164 amino acids. Gene Ontology annotation, cellular component: nuclear pre-replicative complex.